AUGCGUUGCUCCUCAUUUUUUACUUUCACCUUUUCCCUGGGCAAUGCGGUUGCAACCCUCACUAUCGCUGGCGGAGGCGUUUCGUCUUCCGUUUCCACUAGCAACCAUGAGGUACUCCCACCCCCCAGUAUAAGAUUUCCGGACGAACACCCCAACACCGUUUUUGUGUUUGAUUAUCGCCCUCCUGGAGUUAUCCAAGGUUGCCGCGGUUUUAUUUGCUAUGACUCUUACGGCAAAGAGUCUGAGCUCCCUGGCGAAACAUUUGACCCGAUAGAUUUAAAGCCGUGGAAGAGGAUUCGCGAUGGUUAUCGCGAGUGGAAGAAGCGGCACCCUGAAGAAGACGCCUAUAUUUACAUGGUUGACCAAGAUAAUUUCUCACCAUCCAAAUCUGAUGUCGAAAACCUAUACAGUAACGUCAAUAACUCAAACAUCAGAGGAUGGGCGCCACUGGGAAAGGAUGUAGUCUAUCAUGGAUUGCUUAUUGGCGGGUAUAUAGAAAAUCCCCUUUAUAAAAAGCCAAUGGUGCCAAGAAAGAAACUGGAAAGGUGUUUGGCGAUGAAGAAGCCUGAGCCAAAACAGUUUUAG
Pyricularia pennisetigena is the source of this 585-nucleotide messenger RNA. RefSeq lists its product as uncharacterized. The transcript has a single exon. The record is from RefSeq and is a predicted model, not a curated record. The coding region runs from base 1 to 585 and encodes 194 amino acids. NCBI's taxonomy places the organism in Eukaryota, Fungi, Ascomycota, Sordariomycetes, Magnaporthales, Pyriculariaceae.